Aspergillus caelatus is the source of this 667-nucleotide messenger RNA. RefSeq lists its product as uncharacterized. Lineage: Eukaryota; Fungi; Ascomycota; Eurotiomycetes; Eurotiales; Aspergillaceae. The record is from RefSeq and is a predicted model, not a curated record. Bases 438 to 620 code for a protein of 60 amino acids. The transcript has a single exon.
AUAUGGUGCGGCGGUCAACCUAUCCAAACUUGCCUCCUUAACGACAGCUGUGACUAGCCAUAGCCCCUUCUUCGUCUGCACGCUAGUCCUAAGCUCCAUCGUCCAACUCGCUAUCUUUACCGCUGAUCCACAGCAGUCGACUCGCACAGGCCGCAACUUUCUAGCGCUAAAUAUCGGCGUCCUCAAAUCCAUGGGGCAUGUGUGGGCGAUUGCGGCGGCUUCGAUGUCACGGAUCCGCGAUGUAGCUGUCGAGGUUGAGUCGGCGCUUGCUAGAGAGAGCAGAGAACUGUUACAUGAUCAGUUAACCCAGUCCGUUUUAGUCGACUCACAGGAUCUGGAUCUAACACUUUUAUAACGCGUACUCCAUCUUCGUAUCCCGCCCCAUGGAAACAAAUAGGUGUAAUUCCGGCCUAUUUUAAUGUCUCGGUGCAAAUGCCAUGUCUGCAAGCAAGCUAGAAACUUUGAAGUAUCACCGUCACAGGCCUUAUGUACUGUACGCUACGAUCAUAGGCAUGUAUAGCUGCCAUGUAUAUACGCCUGCGUCAUCAUAUUCCAUCCUGGACGAGCCAGAUAUCGUUUUAAGUAGCACCAAAAUGUGCAUGUCAUCAUGGAAGGUUUAAAGUUAAGCCAGCUCUCAUUGAGAUAGAUCGUUCGCCAUGGGGCUAAG